Messenger RNA from Andrographis paniculata, 2301 nucleotides. Its product is annotated as protein WHAT'S THIS FACTOR 9, mitochondrial. Gene Ontology annotation, molecular function: RNA binding. The record is from RefSeq and is a predicted model, not a curated record. Bases 225 to 2159 code for a protein of 644 amino acids. Lineage: Eukaryota; Viridiplantae; Streptophyta; Magnoliopsida; Lamiales; Acanthaceae. The transcript has a single exon.
UUUGAUAAACCCUAAUCACACAGCCAUCGUCUCUUCUCCAUCGUCUUCGAGUGUCUGCCUUUCUUCUCCGGCAGGCUGAAUGUAUGGUGGAAGAACUCGGGGCUCCUGGGGGAUGGAAAAUUUAGUGCAGUACAGGUAGGGUGACAGAACCGAUUGCGGAAUAGGUUUGGCAUUUUUCUCCCAUAUCCCCAGCCGGUUAAAAAUCAGAGCGUCCGUAUCUUGUCAUGCAAUCCCAAUCCGCCGCCCUCCUCCGCCACCGCCGCCGCUUCAAUCAACACUGCGGCCACAUUCGCACUCUGUACGACGCCGUAUCUUCCAUAAUAUGCCCGCGGGACCGUGGACUCGACCACGCUGUGGAGCGCGAGAUGCACCUCCAGCCCCUUCUCAAUCUGAAAAACUUGAUCAUUUCCGAGCCGUCACAGUCGGUGGCGUUAUCCGUCAUAAACGAUUCGAGAAGAAAGCUACAAAUGCCAUUCCGACCGAUUGAUUUCAUCCGAAAAUAUCCAUCGGCGCUUCAGGAGUUCCACCCGAGCUCCCUCCAUAUCCUACCGGACAUUAAACUCACCCCCGACAUUAUUUCCUUGAAUUCGGAAGAAACUUUGCUUUACCAAAGUGUGAACUACAAGGAGGAAAUUGCGCGCCGCCUUCUGAAGCUGUUGAUGUUGAGCAGAAUUACCAAAAUCCCUAUCUUUGUGCUGGAGCGAUUGAAAUGGGAACUAGGGUUACCGCAGGACUACGAGAAAGCAAUAAUUCCUGAGUUUCCGGAUUACUUUCGGGUGAUUGAUGGGAAGAAUCUGAGAGGAAAUGGGAAGGCACUUGAGCUGGUUUGCUGGACUGACGAAUUAGCAGUUUCGGAGAUGGAAAAGAAAGGAGCUAAGGAUGGAAACAUUCAGUUCCCUUUGCAGUAUUCAAAAGUAUUUGAGAUGGAUAAGAAGUACGAGAAAUGGGUGGAUGAGUGGCAGAAGUUGCCCUACAUUUCGCCUUAUGAGAAUGCAAAGCAUCUGAAGGCGAACAGUGACGAGUCAGAUAAAUGGGCAGUGGCAGUGUUGCAUGAGUUGCUUAAUCUCUUUGUAGGGAAGAAGGCAGAGAGGGAUAAGCUUCUGUUUUUUGGGGAAUUUUUAGGCCUGGGAUCAUCGAGGUUUAAGCGCACAUGUUUGUUGCAUCCAGGGAUUUUCUAUGUGUCGAACAAGAUUAGGACGUAUACGGUGGUUUUGAAGGAGGCAUAUAAGAGAGGGAUGCUGAUUGAGAGGCAUCCUUUGGUGGAUUUGCGGUUUAAGUAUGUUCAACUGAUGAAUGCUCCGGAGGACAACGAGAAAGCAAAAGGUGCACAAGAAAAGAGUGGCAAUGAUGUAAAGAAAGGAGGGGAGGAGUUGGAGGAUGUAGAGAAUGAGGAGGAGAAUGAAGCGGACAUGGAGGAACAUGAAAGUGAUGAGAGUGAUGACUGUGAGGAUAGCUUUGAUGAUGAAAAGAAAUAUAGAAGAGGGAGAUCAAAAAGAAAUGAUGCAUUUGAAGAGAGGAACUGCAGAAGUGCAAUGAGGGGGAGGACAACUAAAAGGGAUGCAGAAGAAAGUGGAUCGGAACUCUCAACAAGGCAUUCUAAGCGAAUGAGUACUUGGGAUGGCAACCAGAGUAGAUUUCCUAAAAGAAUGAAUACUCAGGAUGGUGAUCAGGGUAGGUUUUCUAGGAGAAGUAAUACUCGGGACCGUGAUCAUAGAAAGUUUUCUGGGAGAAUGAAUACUCAGGAUGGUGAUCAGAGUAGGUUUUCUAGGAGAAGUAAUACUCGGGAUCGUGAUCAUAGUAAGUUUUCUGGGAGAAUGAAUACUCAGUAUGGUGAUCACAGAAAGAAUACUCGGGAUGGCAAUCAGAGUAAGUUUUCUUGGAGAAUGAAUACUCAGGAUGGCAAUCAGAGUAGUUUCUCUAGUAGAUUUAAUACUCGGCGUGAUGACCAGAAUAGGUUUUCUGAGAGAAUGAAUACUCGGGAUGGUAAUCUGAAUAAGUUCUCUAUGAGAACGGAUACUCAGGGUAGUGAUCGGAAUAGAUUAUCUAGGAGAAUGAACGCUUGGGACACUAAUCACAAUAGUUCCAGAACACCUCCACCAAAAUCAAACUUCUCAGGGAAGAAAGCUAGGUCAAAAACUGAAAAAUUUCCCAUGUAUUAGUUAUCCAGCUAUUUGAGCGGCCAAUUACUUGAGGUUUUUUCUAUUACAUCAGCAUGAAUGAUUUUUGUCAAUUUUGAUGCAGUUUUCAGGGGACAUUGGCUGUUUGAUUAUCAAUUUUGUCCAAUGCAAAAAUCCUUUGUUG